AUGGAGGACUGGGCGAAGCGCGGGGACGGCAACGGCGUGGUCGCCAACCUCGCGCGACGCGUCACCGCCGCGAAGCAAACCGGCGGCGCCGCGCGCAAGCUCACCAUCAAGCCCUUCAAGGAGAGGCCCAAGCUCCCCGCCGACUUCGAGGAGGACUCCUGGCGCAUGCUCUCCAACGCCGUGGACGCGGUCCACCAGAAGCGGCCGGUGAGCGAAUCCUUCGAGACGCUGUAUCGCCGCGUCGAGGACGUGUGCCUCCACAAGCUCGGCGCGGGGCUCUACGCCCGGCUGCGCGCGUCGUGCGAGUCGCACGUCAGGGAGAGGGUGGCGACGCUGCGGGGCAGGGACGGCGCCGAAGAUCCGGUCGCUUUCCUCAACCGGGUGGACGACGUGUGGGGAGAUCACUGCGACGCCACGCUCACGAUCCGAAGCGUGUUCCUCUACCUGGACCGCACGCACGGGGAUCGAUCGUCGUCGUCGUCGUCCGUCGAGUCCGUCCGAUCGCUCUGGGACAUGGGCCUGGCGCUGUUCCGCGCGUCCCUCGCGGACGACACCGCGAGACGCGGGACGGACGGCGGCGCGCCCCACGGCGACGACGUCCUCGGCAAGGCGACGCGCGGCUUGCUCGCGCUGGUGGAGAGGGAGAGGGGCGGCGAGGCGGUGGAUCGCGGCAAGGUGAAGCGACUGACGCGAGCGUAUCGCGCGCUCGGAGUCUACGCCGAUCGCUUCGAGAGGCAGUUCUUGGACGCCACCCGCGCAUUCUACCGCGCCGAGGGGACGUCGUUCGCGAGAAACGGCGACGUGGGCGAGUACCUGGCGCACUGCGAGACGAGGCUCGACGAGGAGCAGCGGCGGUGCGACGACUACCUCGAGUCCGGUACUCGCCGGGCGCUCGUUCAGUGCGUCGAGAAGGAGCUGGUCGAUCGCCACGUGUCAUGGAUCGUGGACAACGGGUUCGACGCCAUGAUGGACAAGUCCGACGUUAUAGGUUUGCGGAGGAUGCACGCGCUGUUGCGAAGGGUGGAUGGGGGUCUGGACAAGCUGAGAGUCGCGUUCGGCGCGGCGGUUCGUCAAAGGGGCGUUUCAAUCGUCAAAGACGAGGAUAACGACAGGGACAUGGUCACGAAACUGCUCGAGCUGAAGCGCAAGGCGGACGAGGUGGCGGAGGAGUCGUUCGGCGGCGACGAGGCGUUCAACGCGGUCGUCAAGGAGUCGUUCGAGUCGUUCGUGAACCAGCGGCAGAACAGGCCGGCGGAGCUCAUCGCCAAGCACAUCGACGUCAAGCUGCGGGGCGCGGGUAAGGGCGAGACGGAGGACGAACUGGAGCACAGUUUGGACAGGGCGAUGGCGCUGUUUCGGCACAUUCAGGGCAAGGACGUGUUCGAGGCGUUUUACAAGAAGGACCUCGCCAAGCGUCUGCUUCUGGGUAAGUCGGCGAGCAACGACGCGGAGAAGAGCAUGAUCUCGCGGCUCAAAGCCGAGUGCGGGUCGCAGUUCACCACGAAGCUCGAGGGAAUGUUCAAGGACGUGGACAUCUCGAGGGACGUGAUGCGAUCGUUCAGGAGCGACUCCGAGCGGUUCGCAAAGGUUGAAGCCGCGGGAGUCGAGCUCUACGUCAACGUGCUCACCGCCGGGUACUGGCCCACGUAUCCAACGGUUGAGGUGUCGUUACCCCCCGAGAUGGACGCCCUACAGGGUUUGUUCCGCGAUCACUACCUCGGUAAACACGGCGGCAGGAGGUUGGUGUGGCAGAACUCGCUCGGGCACUGCGUGUUGCGCGCGGAGUUUCCAAAGUGCGGCGUCAAGGAGCUCGCCGUUUCGCUCUUCCAGGCGGUUGUGUGUCUGCUGUUCAACGGCGCCGGACCCGACGGGCGCUUGACGUUUGAGGAAAUCCGCGCGGCGAGCGGGAUCGAGGACAAAGAGCUGAGACGCACGCUGCAGUCGCUGGCGUGCGGCAAGGUUCGCGUGUUGGUCAAGGAACCGAAGGGCAGGGACGUGGAGGAUGGCGACUCGUUCUCGAUCAACGAACAGUUCAACGAGCGCCUGUACCGCGUCAAGGUUAACUCCAUACAGCUCAAGGAGACGAAGGAGGAGAACGCGGCGACGAACGAACGGGUGUUCCAGGAUCGCCAGUACCAGAUCGACGCGGCGAUCGUUCGAAUCAUGAAGACCCGCAAGACCCUGUCGCACCAGCUGCUCAUCGCCGAGCUUCUCGCGCAGGUCAAGUUCCCGGCUCGGCCGACGGAUCUCAAGAAGCGAAUUGAGAGCUUGAUCGACAGGGAGUACCUCGAGCGCGACCGCGCCAACGCGCAGGUGUACAACUACCUCGCCUAG
Messenger RNA from Micromonas commoda, 2334 nucleotides. RefSeq lists its product with no specific name. The record is from RefSeq and is a predicted model, not a curated record. Gene Ontology annotation, cellular component: cullin-RING ubiquitin ligase complex. Lineage: Eukaryota; Viridiplantae; Chlorophyta; Mamiellophyceae; Mamiellales; Mamiellaceae. Gene Ontology annotation, molecular function: ubiquitin protein ligase binding. The transcript has 2 exons. Bases 1 to 2334 code for a protein of 777 amino acids. Gene Ontology annotation, biological process: protein ubiquitination; ubiquitin-dependent protein catabolic process.